Molecule: messenger RNA, 711 nt
Organism: Asterias rubens (European starfish)
Lineage: Eukaryota; Metazoa; Echinodermata; Asteroidea; Forcipulatida; Asteriidae
Exons: 2
Coding region: 1-711 (236 amino acids)
Source: RefSeq, a predicted model, not a curated record
AUGGCGUCGAUUAAACCCAACCUCGACCCCGCCCAGUUCGGAAACAUCAAGAACAUAUCCACCACGCACUGUUUGAUUGAUGUUCUUCACACACUCCAUGCUAAUGCUGAACUACCCAAGUCUAUAUCGUCCAUUCUUCUCACUGACUUUUCUAAGGCUUUUGAUCACAUCGACCACACAAUUGCAGUUUCCAAGCUCCUCAAGUUGGGAGUUCCACCACAUUUAGCCGCAUGGAUCGGUGAUUUCAUCUCUAAUCGUGAACAAAGCGUGAGAUACCUCGAUUGCUUUUCGGAAUGGACCCAUACUAAUGCAGGUGUCCCACAAGGCACUAAGCUCGGUGCCAUUAUCUUCCUAGCAAUCAUCAAUGACGCCGGUUUCAAAGAGAACAAUACAAGUAUAAAACACUUCAAAUAUGUUGAUGACAUGACUGUCAUUGAAACCCGUGAUGCCAGUGUUGGAUCCAACCUCCCAUCUGCAAUAACUGAUCUGGAUGUUUGGUCGUCGGACAACAAAAUGCAACUCAACAUCUCUGAUCGGUGCCUCAUACCACGUAAACUUGAUUUCAAGUCUGAGAGUGCGGCAUCAGCUACGCAGAAUUCCGCCGUAGAUUUGCUACCACGCUCUAACGACGGAUGUUUAUUCACGAGAGGGCGCUGUUUCAUCCAACAAUAUAUCAGGACCGCAGGAUCACAGACUUGGAACCAAGUCUAA